AAGAGACCAGAAGGUAAUAAACCCAUUUUAGAAGAUACAGGUAGUAAAGGACUCAGAUCUUGCUACAUCAUACAGACAAGCCAAAACUGUGUCAGCUUUUGAGCUAUGCAGCUUCAUUCUUUCUAUGUCCUUGUGCUGGGAGUGUCAUUGGUGAAAACAUCAGACCCUGAGCCUUGCAACUGUGAAGAGAAAAUAAACACCUGCACUGUCCUUGCUGGAACCAAUGGACUGCCUGGUACUCCCGGGAGUAACGGAUUGCCAGGCGUACCUGGGAGUCAGGGAUUACCAGGAAGAGAUGGAGUGGAAGGUCCUAAAGGUGAAAAGGGAGACCAAGGAUUAAAAGGGAUACAGGGACCCCCGGGAAAAGCUGGCCCUCCUGGGUCUAAAGGAGAUCAAGGCGAAAGAGGACCCAAGGGUGACAGUGGAGGCACAGAACUUGAACUUCUCAAAACUCAGAUCAAUAAUUUACAGGCACAGCUGAAGGAGUUGCAAUCGACUGCAAGUAAAACCUCAACAGUCAUUCUAGGUCAAAUUUUUCCAAACAGCACAACAGCAAGAGAAAAAAAAUUUGUAACCAAUGGAGCUGAAGGUAAUUAUGACCUUUCAAAAGCAACAUGUUCCCAUUUUGGCAUGCAAAUUGCUUCACCAAGGAAUGAUGAGGAAAACAAGGCUGUGCAAAGACUCGCUGCCAAGUUUGGGAAAAAUGCAUUUCUUGGAAUGAAUGACCAGGAAACGGAAGGCGUCUUUAAGCAUUUAAAUGGUGAUCGAAUGGAAUACUCAAAAUGGGCCCCCAAAGAGCCCAAUGGGGACCAUGAAGACUGCAUAGAAAUAUAUAAGGAUGGCAACUGGAAUGAUCUUCCAUGCACUCUGACACGGUUAAUUGUGUCUAUGCAGCUUAUUUCUUUCUGCAUCCUUGUGCUGGGAGUGGAACUGGCGAGAACAUCAAAUCCCGAGCAAUGCAACUGUGGAGAGAAAGUGAACGUUGUUGCAUUAUUGCCAGGCAUUCCUGGGCAUCACGGAUUACCAGGAAGAGAUGGGAUGCAAGGUCCUAAAGGUGAACAGGGAGAUCAUGGACUACAAGGGAAACAGGGAGUCCCAGGAAAAGCUGGACCUUCUGGGGCUAAAGGAGAUCAAGGUGAAAAAGGACAAAAGGGGGACAGUGAAGGCAGUGAAUGUGAACUUCUGAAAGCCCAGAUUAAUGACAUGCAAGCACAGCUGAAGGAGCUGCAUGAAACCACAAGCGCAAUACAUAAAGUCCUUCUAGAUCAUGUUUUCUCAAGCACUAUAAAUGCUGGACAAAAACUGUUUGUAACCAAAGGAGCGGAAGGUAAUUAUGAGACUUCCAAAGCAGCAUGUUCCCAUUUGGGCGGCCAAAUUGCGUCUCCAAGGAAUGCUGCAGAAAAUAAUGCCCUGUCAAAAAUAGCUGCCAAGUUGGGGAAAAUCAUAUAUCUUGGAAUGAAUGACAUGGAGACCGAAGGUGCCUUUCAGCAUCUGAGUGGAGAACACAUGCAAUACUCAAACUGGGCAGCAGGGGAGCCAAACAGUGAAUAUGAGGACUGCAUAGAAAUGUAUACGGAUGGCAGAUGGAAUGACAAGUCAUGUUCUGAGAACCGGCUAAUAGUUUGUGAAUUAUUAUCCAUCUGACUUAGAGUGUUUCACAAUUCCACUUCUACUUCAUUGCAAUGUUUCUAAAUUUUGCAGUGAAGGUCACAUGGAACUCAAUCUUGGGAAAGUAUUCUGCAAAAACCGAUCUCCAUUAAUUUUUUUGUUCAAAGAAAGUCUUCUCAUUGAAUGGCGAUCCCAGGACUGCUGAGAGAAGGGAACUGAAGGUACAAAAAGAGCAUACCUUCCUCAUUUUGCUUUCAUGCAAGAGCAAGGAAGCAGCUGGCACGCUGCUUGUAAUCCUAGGGCUUCAGCAAGAGCUAGAACUAUAAGAAACCAUCAUUGCUAAUUUAAAUUGCUUGACUUGAAAUCAUAGCAAGUGCUUUCCUAUGGCACUUGAUUGUUUUUCAUUUAAAUGGAGGAUUAAAACAAGCGCAACUAUGGAUUACUAGAAAGGCUUUUUGCUUUGUUAAAGAUUGGUGAGAGUGUUUGUUUAAUUAAAGAUUGACGAGUU
Eublepharis macularius is the source of this 2116-nucleotide messenger RNA. RefSeq names its product pulmonary surfactant-associated protein D-like. The transcript has 9 exons. The coding region runs from base 106 to 1644 and encodes 512 amino acids. Gene Ontology annotation, cellular component: rough endoplasmic reticulum; multivesicular body. The record is from RefSeq and is a predicted model, not a curated record. Gene Ontology annotation, biological process: surfactant homeostasis; positive regulation of phagocytosis. NCBI's taxonomy places the organism in Eukaryota, Metazoa, Chordata, Lepidosauria, Squamata, Eublepharidae.